Arvicola amphibius (Eurasian water vole) is the source of this 2640-nucleotide messenger RNA. It is a transcript of the gene Isg20l2, whose product is annotated as interferon stimulated exonuclease gene 20 like 2. The coding region runs from base 354 to 1547 and encodes 397 amino acids. NCBI's taxonomy places the organism in Eukaryota, Metazoa, Chordata, Mammalia, Rodentia, Cricetidae. Gene Ontology annotation, cellular component: nucleus. The record is from RefSeq and is a predicted model, not a curated record. The transcript is spliced from 4 exons. Gene Ontology annotation, molecular function: 3'-5'-RNA exonuclease activity; nucleic acid binding. Gene Ontology annotation, biological process: intrinsic apoptotic signaling pathway in response to DNA damage by p53 class mediator.
GAGCGCAUCCCGCCCCCGCCCCCACCCACGCCACCGCCGCCGCCGCCGCCGCUGCCGCUGCUCACGCACUCCGAGUCUCUGGCCUCGCUGCCUGAGGCGGGGGCGCUGCAGGCGCGUGUGCGCCGGCCGCCUUCGCGCUGCCACCCGCGCUCCUGCCGUCCCGGUGUACGUCGGCGCGCACCUGCGUCCGCAUCCGGCUCCGGACGCUUGCAAUCUUAGUACGACCCAACCUGGAGGGCUAAUUGCAGACCUCCACAUGUUGGACCAUGGGAUUCCAUAGAGAAUGAGCCUCCCAGUCUUCUUCCAUCAGUAAGCCGUUCUUCCCAGCUGCUCUCCUACCAUCCGCUGUCCUCAUGUCUACCAUACUCCUGAAUUUGGACUUUGGGGAACCUCCAAAAAAGGCGUUUGGAGGAAAUGCCAAGCACCAACGUUUUGUGAAGAAGCGACGGUUCUUGGAACAGAGAGGAUUUCUGAAGAGAAAUAACCAACCCCCUAGCAAGGUGUCUAAAUUGCACUCAGAACCUCUAAAGAAAAGGGAAGCGUCUUCAAAAGUAGAUGGCAUUUUGAAGAUCCUUCCAUGCCCAAAAAAGAAGGAGGCAGCUGCCUCCAAGAGGGAGUCAGAGCAGUCCACAGACAAGAAAGCAUCAUUGUCUUGGCUGACCCCUCCUCCUUCAAAGAACACUGAUUCUGUUGUGGCUAAAAUCGAUUUGCUAGGGGAGUUUCAGAGUGCCCUUCCAAAGAUUAAGAGUCGCUCAGCUCACGCUCAGAAGAAGGGCUCCAAGAAGAAGCCCUUGAAGAAAGAUGCCACAGAGAAUUCCACCCAAACUUCUUCAGAGAGUAAGGGCUCCAAGAAGCCCGCACAGAAGAGUGCUGCACAGAACUCCACCCAAGCUCCUCUGGAGAAUAAAGGCUCCAAGAAGAAGAAGAAGAAGUCCUCGAAGAAAAGUGCAGCGCAGAAAUCCCCCGACGCUCGUUCAGAGGACAAGUGCCUUAAAGUCUCCCAAAACUCGCCAGGGAAGAUGGUGGCAGUUGACUGUGAAAUGGUGGGCACAGGACCCAAGGGGCAUGUUAGUUCCUUGGCCCGAUGCAGCAUUGUGAACUACAAUGGAGAUGUGCUUUAUGAUGACUACGUCCUCCCCCCCUGCCAUAUCGUGGACUACCGGACCAGAUGGAGUGGCAUCCGAAAGUGCCACAUGGCUAAAGCUACACCCUUUAAGAUUGCUCGGAGUCAGAUCUUGAAGAUACUCAAGGGGAAGAUAGUGAUCGGACAUGCCAUCCACAAUGACUACAAAGCCCUACAGUACUUUCAUCCCAAGUCCCUCACCCGAGACACUUCCCAAAUACCGCUCCUCAACCAGAAGGCUGGCUGCCCAGAGAAUGUCACUUUGUCAUUGAAGCACCUCACCAAGAAACUGCUGCAUCGGGACAUCCAGGCUGGAAAAAGUGGACAUUCCUCAGUGGAAGAUGCCCAGGCCACCAUGGAGCUGUACAAGUUGGUUGAAGUUGAAUGGGAACAGCACCUGGCCCAGAAUCCUCCAGAAAAUUAGCAAUCCCAGGGAGACACACGCAGUAGCCCAUUCCACAGUUCUGCCAGCUGCACAUCUGCAGAAAUUAGAAUUGUUGAAGAGAGGGACUUCACCAGAGACUUAAUACCCAUUGAAAUUUCAUCUCAGCUGCUGUGGUCGCUGUGUGUUAAGUGCCUGAUGGAAGGGAAGCCCACCUCUGGGCCAGUCAGGUGGCACAGGCCUGUCAUCUCAGAUACUUGGGAGGUUGAGACAGGUUUUAAAUUUAAGGUCAGCCUGGGCUACAAAAUUAGUUCAAGAUAUCCUAACAUAAAAAAGAGGGUCAGGAGUAAAGCUUAGUGCUAGAGCAUGUACCUAGCAUACACAAGGUUCAGUAUCCAGCAGGGGAGUAGGAGAGGGCGGGAAGGAUGGAAUAGGACGUGAUGUAUCACAGAUGGCUUACUUUUUUAAUAGUGCUAACCACAUGUCCCAGAGUGCUUGUGCCCAUCAGCUUUCUUGACUUUGAGGAAGCAAGGCACACCAUAGAGUACAGAUUCUCACAUUAUUUUAUCUGUGGGACACAUAACAUAGAUGUGUCUCCCUUCGGUGGGGAGCGGACUAAAGGGGUUCUUGUAUUGCCAAGGUUGGCCUCAAACAGUUGUGCUCAAAGGACUUCUUCCUCAGCCCCUGAGUAACUGGGACAUGAGUGUUCACCUCUGUGCCUGGUUCUUUGAAUUUUAUGUUUUUUGUUAUAAAGUAAUUAAUAAUAUCCUUUCACUUCAGAAGUGUCCUGUGGAGGUAGGCAUGGUGGGCUGUAAUCCCAGGACUCUGGAAGCCAAAGCAGGAAGAUCAAAAGUUCAAGGCCAGUCUCAAUACAUAGAAAAGCUCUGGCUCAUAGAAGUAGAGAAGAAAUGGAUUGUGUGGCCGGAUGCUAAAUUGUAUAGCCACAUUACAUAGCACAGAAUAAGAGUUUACUUAAUUUAGGUUCUGGUUAGUUGACAAAGGAUUUACAUUGUUUUAAUAGUCUUUCAGUCUUUCACCUUGCAAAUGGAACCUUUUAAAAAUUCAAAUGAUUCUUUUUAUGAAUUUUUAUAAUAGAAAACUAGUGGGUUUUUUCAUAAAGAUUAUUUUUAUUUUA